AUGACAUUUGUGAAGAACGAGCUGAAGAUGUUCAAGAGGAUUCUUAGUCCAGAUCUCCCAGAAGGCUUUGAGAACCAGAAGGAGCUUGCUGACACGCUGGAGAAAUAUUCAGAUGAGCUUGCUGUGAUUUGCCAACGUGAACUCAAAUCUAAUCUAAAGAAGAAGUUUCAAUGUGUAUUUGAGGGGAUCGCUAAACAAGGAAACCCAACACUUCUCAAUAAGAUCUACACAGAGCUCUACAUCACAGAGGGUGGAACAGGAGAGGUCAAUAAUGAACAUGAGCUGAGACAGAUUGAGACAACRACCAGGAAACAAGCAAGACCAGAGACUGCAAUCAAAUGUAGCGACAUCUUCAAACCCUUAACUGGACAAGACAAACUUAUCAGAAGUGUGCUGACAAAGGGAGUCGCUGGCAUUGGAAAAACAGUCUCUGUGCAGAAGUUCAUUCUGGACUGGGCUGAAGGAAAAUCAAAUCAGGAUUUCCAAUUUGUAUUUUCAUUCCCUUUUCGGGAGCUGAAUUUGAUGAAAGAGGACAAACACACUUUCAUUGAACUUCUUAAUCACUUCUCAAUGGAAACCAAACAAUCAGGAAUCUCCAUCUACAACAAGUACAAAGUUCUGUUCAUCUUUGAUGGUCUGGAUGAGUGCCGACUGCCCYUAGACUUCCAGAAGAACAAGAUCUGUCGUGACGUCACAGAGUCAACCUCAGUGGAUGUUCUGCUGACAAAUCUCAUCAAGGGAAAUCUGCUUCCCUCUGCUCUCAUCUGGAUAACUACCCGACCUGCAGCAGCCAAUAAGAUCCCUUCAGGGUGUGUGGACCAGACGGUCCCGCUGGUGAAGAACCCGGAUGUGGAGGUCACAUGUGGCUGGGGUUGA
This is a messenger RNA of Salvelinus sp. IW2-2015, 876 nucleotides long. Lineage: Eukaryota; Metazoa; Chordata; Actinopteri; Salmoniformes; Salmonidae. The record is from RefSeq and is a predicted model, not a curated record.